AUGCUUGUGUUCAGCACCAAGGACAGGAGUCAGGACCUGUACGUGAAGCGUGCGUCCUCCAUGUUCACCAUGGUGCAGGGCUUUGGUGUGACCAUCCUCUGGGAUAACGCCCUGCGUGCCUACAUCACGCUGGACCCAGUCUACUCCAACAAGGUUCGUGGACUGUGCGGCACAUUUAACUGGAACCAAGAAGACGAGUAUUCCACAAGAGAAGGGGACAUCGAAACAUCCCUGACGGCAUUUGCCAACAAGUUUAAGAUGAGGUUUGAGUGUUCAGAUGUGGACCAGUCACAGGAGAACUUCAACCCCUGUGUGACCUACUCACAAAACUUCAUGUACGCCUCCGAGAAGUGCAGCUUCCUCAACAACAAGAUCUUCAGUAGCUGUCAUGCUGAGGUUGAUGUUGACAUUUACUACAAGAUGUGUGAAUAUGACGUCUGUGGCUGUGAGGACCCCAACAAGUGCCUGUGUUCCGCCAUCGCUGCCUACGCCGCCGAGUGUGCCAAGUCAUUUGGAACAGACCUGUUCAUCAACUGGAGAGAGCAUGAAGACAUCUCCGACAUUUGCGCCCCGUCCUGUUCUGGUGGCCAGGUGUACAGUGAGUGUAUGAGUCCAUGUGGCAGCACCUGUAGUGACCUGCGCUAUGCUGAUGACUGUAACACCAUGGGCAUUGAGAUCCCCUGUAUCGCAGGCUGUAACUGCCCUACAGGUUUGGUGUUGGAUGACACAGGUACAUGUGUCCAGCCAGACAUGUGCAAGUGUAUGAAUGGAGACCUGUUCUACGAACCAGGGGCAACCCUCAAGCAGGGCUGCAACCAAUGUGUUUGUGAGAUGGCUGUGUGGAACUGCACCACCACAGACUGUGAGGAUUUGACAGUGUGUCCAGGAAACAUGGUGUACAAACAGUUUGUGUCACAGUGUCCACUGACCUGCGACAACCUGGACCACCCUGUCAUCUGUCACGAGGUGCAGCAGUACCCGGGGUGCGCCUGUGAAACUGGCAUGGUGCUGGAGGGUGACCAGUGUGUCAGCCCAGAAAACUGCCCCUGCACUCACGGAGGUCAGAAGUACCAGAGGGGAGAGGAGAUCAGACGUGACUGUAAUACUUGCAUCUGUAAGGGUAAGCACUGGGACUGUACACGGGAGAAGUGUGACGGAACUUGCCUGGCCUCAGGCGACCCUCACUACAUCACCUUUGACGGGAAGUUCUUCUCCUUCAUGGGCCAGUGUAACUACAUCCUCUCCAAGCACAACGACAACCUCUUCACUAUCACAUCUGAAAACGUUGCUUGUGGCACCAGCGGAGUGACCUGCACCAAGUCGGUGACGAUCAACAUCGGUGGGAUUGUGAUCCACCUCCUGAGAGGGAAGGAUGUAACUGUGAAUGAUCAGCCCGUGGCGAUCCCGGCCAACUUCGAGGCUGAGGGCAUCGUCAUCCACCAGGCGGGCCUGUUCCUCAUCGUCAGCGCACAGAUUGGCCUGCAGGUCAAGUGGGAUGGAGCAACAAGAGUCUACAUCAACCUGGACCCACAGCACGAACAGAACGUCGUCGGUCUGUGUGGAAACUUUGACGGAGAUGUGGAGAACGACUUCACCACACGCCAGGGCAACAUCGAAACACGCUCGGACCUGUUCGGCAACAGUUGGCGUAUCGACGAGUCCUGUGCCACCAUUGAUCACGAUGAAAUCAUCCACCCCUGUCAGGCCAACGAGAACAGAGAGACCUGGGCCAGGAAGAGGUGUGCUGUCAUUGCUGGAGACAUGUUCUCAGCCUGUCACAAUGUGGUGGCCUAUGAGCAGUAUCUGGAGUGGUGUAUCUUUGAUGCUUGUGGAUGUGACUCAGGUGGUGACUGCGAGUGUUUGUGUACUGCCAUUGCUACUUAUGCCGAAGCCUGCAAUGAAGUUGGCAUCUACAUCCGCUGGAGGUCCCAGGAACUCUGUCCCAUGCAGUGUGACAAUGGGUACAUCUAUGAGGCGUGUGGUGCGAUCUGCCAGGACGACUGUCAGAACAUCGGGGAUGAGCCUGACUGGUACUGUGUGGAGGGAGAGUGCUCCGAGGGAUGCUUCUGUCCAGAGGGAUACCUCGCAAACGGCGAGUACUGUAUUGAGGCCGUGGAGUGCCCAUGUUACCUGAAUGGCGUACCUUACCCAGCAAACACCAUCAUACAACAUGACUGUCUCAACUGCACUUGUAUUGAUGCACGGUUUGAAUGCUGGGGAGAGGCUUGCCCAGAGGUGACGUGUGCUGAGAACCAGUUCCAGUGUGAGAACGCGCGCUGCAUUCCCAUUGGCUGGGUCUGUGACAAUGAGAACGACUGUGGAGACGACAGUGAUGAGGUGGAUUGUGGUCCCCCAGUAUGUGAGGAUAAUGAGUUCACCUGUGCUGACGGCCGCUGCAUCCCCAUCCAGUUUCUGUGUGACGGAGACUAUGACUGUGGGUUUGAUGACCACUCUGAUGAGACAGGGUGUGAGAGCACAUGUGCCACACCGUUUGAGUUCUACUGUCAGGACGGAGAGUGUCUCCCACUGACCCACCGCUGUGAUGGGCACGACGACUGUGGGGACAUGUCUGAUGAAGUCGGCUGCAGCAAGGAGGUUUGCUACCAGGACCAGUUCCUAUGUCCCAAUGGGACCUGCAUCGACCCCCACAAGCUGUGUGAUGGGGUCAACGACUGCGAGAAUGGAACUGACGAGCAGAACUGCUUGACAACGACACAGCCUCCUCCAACAACGACCCCAUUCCUCACAACAACACCAGGUAGGUCUGAAGUGUCUGAUAUCUUGUUUGCAGUGUGUACUGGGUUCCCCUGUGCGACUGUGCCAGGCUGUAUCCAUCCUAACAACACCUGUGAUGGAGAGGACGACUGUGCUGAUGGCUCAGAUGAAGUAAACUGCCAGGUAACCUGUGCUAUACAGGAGUUCCCCUGCUACGACGGCCUGCGGUGUCUGAACUUGACCUAUGUCUGUGACGGCCUGCCCAACUGUCUGGAUGGCUCAGACGAGUUCGAUGAAGUUUGCAAUGAGACCUGUACCCAGUUCCGCUGUGAUACUGGAAAGUGCAUCAACUUCACCAAGCUGUGUGACGGGAAAAAUGACUGUGCAAAUGGAGAGGAUGAGACCAUGUGUGCAAGCACUACAAGACCUACAACAACCACAGCCAUUACAACAACAGCCGGCACGCAGGUAACAACAACAGCACCAACAACAACACAGCCUCCAACUACAACAAUGUUCACCACAACUGGCCCCUGUACAGAGUACGUGUGUCCUGAUGGCAGCUGUGCCAACUUUGAGCAGGUCUGUGACGGGACAAUGCAGUGUCCAGGAGGGGAGGAUGAGGAUGACUGUGGUGGUUGGACACCGUGGGGUCCGUGGGGAGACUGCAGUGAGACGUGCGACAGUGGCAUUCAGACCCGAACCCGCCUCUGCACCGACCCACCACCACCCAUCGACGACCCACUCAAGUACUGCCAUGGAGACGCAGAGGAACAACAGGAGUGCUUUGUUGAGCCAUGCCCGGAGUAUUGGAGCCCGUGGUCACGCUGGUCAGAAUGUACUAAUGGUUGUCUGGGAGACAUGACGUACCGUGUCCGCAUGUGUCGCAACAGAAUUGGGGACGGGACGCCACAUUGUAUCAAUGUCCUGAAUGCCACCAUGACCACCCUGGAGUACGCCAUGUGUAACAGGUCCGAUUGUCAAGUUCCUGAGUGUGUGGAGAACUCGGAGUGGCUUGAGGCAGAUGAGUGUAAGUCCUGUCCUGGCACCUGUCUGGAGGUGGCUGGGUUGUUGGGGCAGGUGGCAGAGUGCGUCCCACAGCCCUGUGAACCAGGCUGCUAUUGUAAGGAUGGUUUUGUGGAGUAUAACGGGACCUGUGUGCGUCAGAAUGAGUGUCCCUGUUUCAUCAACGGGGCCGUCUACGAAUAUGGACAACCCAUAACAGUAGGACCUUGUGAAACAUGCUACUGCAUCAAUGGGACACUGAGUGGAUGUGUGGACACCUACCCAUGUGAUGUGGACUGUGUGUGGUCGGACUGGUCGUCCUGGGGACCAGUGGUGGGACCGUGUGGUACAGAGGUACAGCAGUACUCCUACAGGACUCCAGGUUUUCCCCCAGCUCAGGGUAAUGGUACCAACUGUACAGGAUCUGACAGGAGGAUGAGGCUUACCAUGACUGAGGACUGCAUACCUUGCAUUGUUAAUGGAGAGGAGAAAGAGGUUGGUGAACAGUGGAGUGACGGCCCGUGCCAUGUGUGUGAGUGUACCGAGGACGGGAGUGUUUACUGCUGGAAGUACUGCACCAUUCACAACACAGGCUGCCCUGAGGGUUCAAUUCUAGUUGUACCUGAGCCUUAUGAGGAAUGCUGUUAUUGUAUGGAGUACUGUACAGAUGAACUGGGCAUGCAGAGUGGGGAGAUCCCAGAUGCCAGCAUCACUGCUUCCUCCUUCCUCACCACCAACCCUGCUUACAACGGCAGGUUGAACACCACAGAUGGAACCCCGGGCAUGCAGGGCUGGAGUCCAGAAAUAUCCGACUACCUGGACCUUACCAACAGCCCACCCUACCUGCAGGUGGAGUUUGACCAGCCCCAGGAGGUCACCGGAGUUGUCACGCAGGGCGCGGGAAGCUUCGACAUGUUCGUCACCAAGUUUACCCUGUCCUACAGCAACGAUGGUGCUGUCUGGCUUGACUUCAAAACAUCUGAGGAUGUUUCUGCACCCACUAAGGUGUUUGAUGCAAAUACAGAUGACACAUCUCUGGUGACAAAUGUGCUUGGCCGCGUUGUGACUGCAAAGUAUUUCCGCCUCAACGUUAAGGAAUACAACCAGGCCAUUGUUCUCAGGGUAGAGCUGCUUGGCUGCAGAGGUCCAGCCACACCAGUUCCCACCACAACCACACGCCUUACUACAACACCUAGUUUGACAACAACUGCUCCAGGCACAACAACAACUCCAGGUCUGACAACAAGUACUGCUCCAGGCACAACAACAACCCCAGGAGUAACAACCACAGCAGCGCCAGGUACCACCACUACCCCUGGAGUGGGAGGCACACCUGGAGUGACGACCACGGCUGCACCAGGUACCACCACUACCCCUGGAGUGGGAGGCACACCUGGAGUGACGACCACGGUUGCACCAGGAACAACCACGACAGCUGGAGUGGGAGGCACACCUGGAGUGACGACCACGGCUACACCAGGUACCACCACUACCCCUGGAGUGGGAGGCACACCUGGAGUGACGACCACGGCUGCACCAGGUACCACCACUACCCCUGGAGUGGGAGGCACACCUGGAGUGACGAGAACAACCACGACAGCUGGAGUGGGAGGCACACCUGGAGUGACGACCACGGCUACACCAGGUACCACCACAUUGCCUAUCACCCCCGGAGUGUCAACAACAACUGAAGCAGGCACCACUCCUUUUCCUACAUCACCACCUCCACCUCCACCUCUACCGCCGAGUACAUCCGUUGCACCGCCCCCUCCUCCACCUCCGGCCACAACGGCCGCAACAACAACAGCUCCUGCUACAACUACGGUUCCAGAGUACUGUUUGGAGCCGAUGGGCUUGAGUGACGGGUCUGUUCCUAGCAGCCAGCUGUCGGCAUCAUCCUCCAUCGACCUCUUCCCACCAGGGAAUGGCAGAGUGAACUUCACCACCGGAGGAAUAACCGGCUGGAUCCCCGACUCAGACGAAUGGCUGAAGUUCGACACGACGGCAGAGUCUGACGUGUUCACGCUCAUGGACGACGAGGAACCGCCAUAUUUGGAAGCUGACUUUGGCAGUCCGCAGGAGCUGACGGGAGUCAUCACGCAGGGAGGUGGCGGCGGUGACAUGUAUGUCACAAAAAUCACCGUAUCCUACAGCAACGAUGGGACCAACUGGUCGGAUGUACUAGAAGAAGAUGGCACAUCAACAAAGUUGCUGGACAUACUUGAAGUAGGAGGUAGGCUGUCUGCCUCGCCUGCGUCUGCCAUGAGAGGGCACGUAGAGGGCGUACAGUCUAACAGGUUCAUCCUCAGGCAUGCGUAG
Messenger RNA from Branchiostoma belcheri (Belcher's lancelet), 6039 nucleotides. RefSeq names its product SCO-spondin-like. Lineage: Eukaryota; Metazoa; Chordata; Leptocardii; Amphioxiformes; Branchiostomatidae. Gene Ontology annotation, cellular component: extracellular matrix. Gene Ontology annotation, molecular function: protein binding. The transcript is spliced from 46 exons. The coding region runs from base 1 to 6039 and encodes 2012 amino acids. The record is from RefSeq and is a predicted model, not a curated record.